Molecule: messenger RNA, 1180 nt
Organism: Bursaphelenchus okinawaensis
Lineage: Eukaryota; Metazoa; Nematoda; Chromadorea; Rhabditida; Aphelenchoididae
Source: the annotation of a GenBank genome assembly
AUGUUGCCUCGAAUUCCGGCAUUCUUGUUGUCUAGUACGGCGUUUCUAUCAUUAAGUAAGUUUUAUUUGUUUUUAAGUUUUUCGAAUUACAGUGUCGCUACAAUGUUACAAUGUAGCUCUUGUAUAACAAACACCUCAAUAACAAAUUUUCCGUAUAACCAACAACUUGUAAAUCCUUGACUAACACAACACAGUGCAUUUAAAAAUCUUUUAUAUCAAAAUUCUUAUAUUAAGAACAUAAAUUCCUUUAGGGUGUUUUUUAUACAAGCGUUCUACUGUACUGUUAUAAAGUUUUUGUUCGAUUUUUUGAGAAUAUUGUUUUAAGACUAAAAUCACAAUAUAUUGCAACACACUCUUCUCUUAUCAUGACUCUUACUUGCUUAAACCUAUUCUUUCUGAUACUUUGCCUUAGGACAUAGUCUAACCAAGCCUACCCAAGUCUUAUUCUGGCCAUUUCUUUGUUCCAUUUUUUUAGAGUUUUUGCUUUAACCUCUACCCCCCUUCUCCUACUUUAGUCUUAUUUUUACUCUUGAUAUAUCCUAGUCCUACUUUAACCUAAGGUUUGUCUUAUUUUAAAUCUAGUUCUACCCCAGCUUUUUUUUUAAUUUAAAAGCCUGUAUACUAUAUUGAAAAAAAUAAAAACUAAAAACCCAUUACUUUCAGUACAAUACGUCAGUCCACAAGCCUUGAACGACCCAAUCACACAGUAUAUCGAGGGUCGAUUAGGAAAUCGUCGUAUCUUCUGGUGUCCAUCAGGCUAUGGUUACCUGGCCUAUUGUCCUCAACCCACAGACUGGGACAACUACAAUUGGUGCUGUACUUGGCCAUAUAUGGGCUCAUGGAAACCAUCGUGUUGUCCAUUUGCCAUACCAACAGGAGCUGUUGUUGCCAUCAUUAUUGGCAGUAUCGUGCUUGUUGGAAGUGGGUUUUUGAAGGUUUUUUGAAAUUUUGAAAUUAAAAAAAUUUGAAUUUUUUAAAAUUUUUAAAAUUUUAUCGUAUUUUAUGAUAUUUCAAACCGUAGUAGCCAUCAUAUACAUUAAUAUUAUCAUCUGCCAUUUCAGCCCUGAUCUUCCUCUCCUGUUGGUGCUGCUUCUGUUGUCCGUUGUAUAAGCAAUUGUACGAGUACGAAGACGAGGAGGAGAUUCAGAAUCCGAACGUGCCACAACAAAGAUUUGCCUAA